Monoraphidium neglectum is the source of this 588-nucleotide messenger RNA. RefSeq lists its product as hypothetical. Bases 1 to 588 code for a protein of 195 amino acids. Lineage: Eukaryota; Viridiplantae; Chlorophyta; Chlorophyceae; Sphaeropleales; Selenastraceae. The transcript has 4 exons. The record is from RefSeq and is a predicted model, not a curated record.
AUGCUGUCAGAACUGAGGGGUGGGGACAUCGACGCUCUGGUGCUUGACAGGAAUUUCAUUGAUAACACAGCUGCCACGGACUGCGAUUUCGUCGCGGUGGGGACGCCAUUUUCACUUGCUGAUGUUGGGUAUGGGCUGGCCCUCAACAUGCAAGAGCCGUUGGAGCGAGAUCUGAACAGGGUGAUCCGUGACCUCAUCCAGAGCGGAGUGACCGAGAAGCUUCGCAACACCCUGAUCCUGCGGGCUGCCGACACAACAAAGUGCAGGCAGGUUCAAGUGCAGCUGAACAACCAAGUCAAGCUAGAUCAGGUGGCAGGCCUGUGGGUCAUGCUGGCAAUCGCCUUGAUGUUUGCCCUCCUCGCGCUUGGCAUCUUCUGGCUGCGCCGCCGCCGCGCGGUCCAAUGGCUCGUCCUGAACGGCUUGCCGUCCGGCGCGCAGCUGGUGUCAUCGAAGGUGUUUGGCGGCUCGAGGGAGCGGCUCGCGUCGCUGCGCUCGGCGGCGAGCGCCGGGGGCGUCAAGGGCGGCAGGGGGGAGCGGGAGCUUUCCGAGCGCCGGAAGGACCGCAGCGGCGGCGACGCCUUUGACUGA